AUCAAUAAUAAUAAUAAUAAUCAGUCCUUACUUACAUACGUAACAAAACCGAUACAUUUACACAAGUUUGCCAUUGUCAUCGGCUCCAUCCUGUCCGCAAAGCACCGUAUCAAAAGGGAUGGAUGUCCGUCGACAAUCUUCGCAUCCCACUUCUCAUAAGCAGCAGAUGUUUAAACCUAACAACAAAAAGAUGGUGGAUGUCUCAAAAGCUUCUGAACCUCUACCAACUUCCAUGGCGAUUUCGAAUGGUAUUUUCUUUACUGUCUUCUUUUCGGUUACAUACUUUCUUCUUAUCCGAUGGCGUGAAAAGAUUCGUGAUUCCACUCCCCUUCAUGUGGUCACCAUGUCGGAAAUGGCUGCGAUUAUCUUGUUUGUGGCAUCGGUUAUCUACCUACUCGGCUUCUUCGGGAUGAGUUUUGUUCAAAAUGAUGACGAAGAAGAAGAAGAAGAAGAAGAAGAGGACACCGCAGCUCUGGAUUGUGAACCAGAAGUGGCUACAAAACACAAGGAUUUGGUGAAAUUACAACAGGAAACAGCAACCGUGACUGAAGACGAUGAGGCGCUGAUCCAAGCAGUGGUUGCUGCUAAAAUCCCAUCUUACUCGUUGGAAUCAAAGCUUGGAGACUGUAAGCGUGCUGCUUUCAUUAGGCGAGUGGCGUUGGAGAGGAUAACUGGGAAGUCGCUUGACGGUUUGCCUCUAGAGGGGUUUGAUUACGAGUCCAUAUUGGGACAGUGUUGUGAAAUGCCGGUUGGUUAUGUUCAGAUACCCGUGGGUAUUGCAGGCCCGAUGUUGUUGGAUGGAAAGGAGUUCUCGGUGCCCAUGGCCACCACUGAAGGUUGUCUUGUUGCUAGCACUAAUCGGGGUUGUAAGGCCAUUUAUGUAUCUGGUGGUGCCACCAGUGUAUUACUCAAGGAUGGGAUGACUCGAGCUCCCGUGGUUAGGUUUGGAACCGCAAAGAGAGCUGCUGAGUUGAAGUUGUUCUUGGAGGAACCGCUCAACUUCGACACUCUUGCUUCCGUUUUUAACAAAUCAAGCCGGUUCGGGAGACUUCAAAGAAUCCAAUGUGCGAUUGCUGGGAAAAAUCUAUACAUAAGGUUCACUUGCAGCACAGGUGAUGCAAUGGGGAUGAACAUGGUUUCCAAAGGUGUUCAAAAUGUUUUGGACUAUCUGCAACUUGACUUCCCGGAUAUGGACGUUCUUGGCAUCUCGGGAAACUAUUGUUCUGACAAGAAACCGGCAGCCGUCAACUGGAUAGAAGGAAGAGGAAAAUCAGUAGUAUGUGAGGCAAUCAUAAAGGAGGAAGUUGUAAAAAAGGUAUUGAAGACAAGCGUAGCUUCAUUGGUGGAAUUAAACAUGCUCAAGAACCUCACUGGAUCAGCCAUGGCGGGUGCUCUUGGUGGGUUCAACGCCCAUGCAAGUAACAUUGUGUCCGCUGUAUAUAUCGCCACCGGUCAAGACCCAGCACAGAACAUUGAAAGCUCGCACUGUAUCACCAUGAUGGAAGCUGUGAAUGACGGCAAAGACCUUCAUGUGUCUGUGACCAUGCCAUCCAUAGAGGUUGGGACAGUGGGUGGUGGAACUCAGCUAGCUUCACAGUCUGCUUGCUUGAACUUGUUGGGAGUGAAGGGUGCAAACAAAGAAUCCGCAGGAUCGAAUGCGCGGCAAUUGGCUAAGGUUGUGGCCGCGGCUGUUCUAGCGGGUGAGUUGUCUCUCAUGUCUGCGAUCGCGGCAGGGCAACUUGUGAAGAGCCACAUGAAAUACAACCGUUCUAGUAAAGAUAUUGCCGCCAAGGGUUAACCUUAUACAUCUCAGCCAUGGAUCUAUGAGCUUUCUGUGAUUCUUGUUUCAAUUGCUGGUACUUGUGUUGUUAUUUAUGUUAUUGCUGGUUUGAUUAAGCUCUAAUAAGGUGCCUAAAGUAUAUGUUAUUAUUAUGUGUAUUUUUAUCACAAAAUUGUAUUUAUUAUUACUUAUAUGAAAAAGAGUUUUUUAUAUA
Messenger RNA from Helianthus annuus (common sunflower), 1994 nucleotides. RefSeq names its product 3-hydroxy-3-methylglutaryl coenzyme A reductase 2-B. The record is from RefSeq and is a predicted model, not a curated record. Bases 119 to 1798 code for a protein of 559 amino acids. Gene Ontology annotation, molecular function: hydroxymethylglutaryl-CoA reductase (NADPH) activity; protein binding. Gene Ontology annotation, cellular component: peroxisomal membrane; endoplasmic reticulum membrane. Lineage: Eukaryota; Viridiplantae; Streptophyta; Magnoliopsida; Asterales; Asteraceae. Gene Ontology annotation, biological process: isoprenoid biosynthetic process; sterol biosynthetic process; coenzyme A metabolic process. The transcript is spliced from 2 exons.